AUGGACGGUUUUGUCUUAAGACCCAAUAUUCAAAAUAAAUUUCGUUCUACAAUGGGUAAAAAAAUUCUAGAGGAAGUCUGUCAAGAGUUGUUGCAUGACAAAACAUUUGAACUUGCUACUAUAGAAGAUAGUAGUGUUAUUGUUGCAGAAACAAUUAGAAAUCGACUAAAAGAUCUUAAUCUUCCAAGAUAUAAAUACAUCGUUAAAGUUGUUAUUGCUGAGCAAAGAGGACAAGGGAUGAACGUCACUGCUUCUUGCAUGUGGGAUCCUGACACCGACAAUGCCGUCAGUCACCUUUACACAAACAAUCAUAUAUAUUGUGAAGCAAUCAUAUUUGCUGUUUUUAAUUACUAA
This is a messenger RNA of Strongyloides ratti, 354 nucleotides long. RefSeq names its product Tctex-1 family-containing protein. Gene Ontology annotation, biological process: microtubule-based movement. Bases 1 to 354 code for a protein of 117 amino acids. The transcript is spliced from 3 exons. NCBI's taxonomy places the organism in Eukaryota, Metazoa, Nematoda, Chromadorea, Rhabditida, Strongyloididae. The record is from RefSeq and is a predicted model, not a curated record. Gene Ontology annotation, molecular function: dynein intermediate chain binding. Gene Ontology annotation, cellular component: cytoplasm; cytoplasmic dynein complex.